Sardina pilchardus (European sardine) is the source of this 1077-nucleotide messenger RNA. It is a transcript of the gene nsl1, whose product is annotated as NSL1 component of MIS12 kinetochore complex. Gene Ontology annotation, cellular component: kinetochore; MIS12/MIND type complex. The record is from RefSeq and is a predicted model, not a curated record. Gene Ontology annotation, biological process: mitotic sister chromatid segregation. The transcript has a single exon. Bases 11 to 598 code for a protein of 195 amino acids. NCBI's taxonomy places the organism in Eukaryota, Metazoa, Chordata, Actinopteri, Clupeiformes, Clupeidae.
UGAAAUUAACAUGGCGCUAAAAGUAGUCACUACUGACCAAGCGUUAGAUUUCCAGUUGGGAAAGUACAAAGGAUUGUUUAACAGUCUGCUCGAGGGGCAAAAUGAGAUUGCCGAAAAUGUCAGCACUGAUCUCAUGCAGGAGCUUAUAUCGACAUUUGAAACGGCGGUUCGAGAGAAUAUCAUCGUUGACGGAAGUCCAAGUGACGAGGCUCAGCAUGAGGAUGGUGAGAGAAUAACAUUAGACGACAUACUGGAUGAAAAAAUUGUUGAGACCAGCAGAAAACGCAGCUGUUAUCCGAAGAAGAUCAUUCCCUUUGUUGUGCGAUCGCUGAAGGCAGAGCGAAAGCUGAUGGAGAUGUACGAGCAUACAGCUGACACAGAGGAGAUGGAACGGGAAGCCUUUCAAGAUCACAUCAUGAAAAAUGUGUCCGAGGGAGUACCCAGGCGUUUCAAACAAGUGACCGCGGUGAUGAAGUCUUUGCAGGAGGUGUGUGUCCGGGCAGAAGGGUUACACCAGGUCCUCAGCCUCCAGCCUUCAGCGAAGUCUGUGGAAAUCUACAGAGAGGUGGUUGGCAGCCACAGAGACGAACGUAGUUAAAGAGUAGGCUAAUGCCACCUUAAAUGUUCUGACAACAUGCCUCUAAAAGUAACCAUCAACAUGACUAAAUAUCCUAACAAGGAGAAGGACUCACUUUCCGGGAUUUACCACACGGGGGCAGUGUAAUCCCACUGACAUUACAAUAGCCUUCAACAGGCUGCCGUAGAGUUUGCAGCUGCAGUGUUGACAGCCCAGGGUAAUAUAUAUUCCCUGCACAAUCCAUAUUCAGACAGUGAUUGGGUAGAUAUGACACAUUUGAUGCAAAACAUAUUAAAUGACUUUUGGUCGUACAGAUUGUGUUUGCUGUCUGUAAGGUCAUGCCAUGCAGCUGAUGUCAUGCACAUUGUAAACCCACAUAGUCGGCAGGUUCACACUUUGACUUUCUCAAUUCCAUACCUUUAUCAAUUAAUGCAUUUAGAAUGUCAUGCUUCAUAUUAUUCAUCCUGUAUAAUACAUACAAACGAAAGGUGAUCAUAAAA